CGCGCGCUCUCUUGUUCAUGUCGUAUUCUCAUUUGGCGCAUUCACAGUAUGGCGCGUUUGGAAUGCCGGUGUCUUUUCUGGCUGGUCGUUUGUGUGUCGGGCGCUCAGUUUCUCUUUGCGGCGUCAGGUGAUGUGACUAAGAAAUGCGACGAAGAUAAGGCUAUGACGCUGUCAUUUGAUGGCUCUCCAACAGUAUUUCUCCAGAAGACGAUUAACGGACUUAUAAAGGUGACCAAAGAUCUCCCAGGAAUCGUCCUCCGUGUAAAGUCUGGCCGCACAACACUAACGGUGCCCUUUGCUUCCCGGUACGGUUACGUGGCUGAGCAGCGUUCCCAUUAUGCUGUGGUCCUUGCCUUCGGACGUCCCUCUGAUUUGAAAAUAUUCACAUGCCCUAAGCCAGAUUUGAUGAAGCAUAAUAAAAUUAGAAGGUUGCUGAUGACUGAGAGAUGCACAGUUUCAGCCAGUGAGAAGCUCCCUUGUGGAGGGUCUUCAUCCAUCACUCAAGCAGACUGUGAAGCCAACAGCUGUUGCUAUGAUGCGAGCAGCAGCACCAGUCCAUGCUACUAUGCCAAUGAUGUGACUGUGCACUGCACCCUGGAUGGCCAAUUUGUGGUGGUGGUGUCUGAGAAUGUGACCCUUCCUCCCGUGGAUCUUGGGUCCAUCCAGCUGGUGGACAGCAGUUCCCCCAGCUGCAGCCCUGUGACCAGCCUGUCCAGCUUUGUCCUGUUCCAGUUUCCAGUCCGUGCCUGUGGCAGCACAGUUCAGGUGGCUGGUGGCAAUGUGACCUACCAGAACACCAUGUCUGCUGCCAUCAAUGUGAGGAGUGGUCCAAUGGGCUCCAUCACCAGGGACAGUGUCUACAAGUUGUUCUUCCAGUGCACCUACUUGGGAAGCCAGGUUGUGCAAGUGGAGACUGAGGUGUAUACUGUGGCGCCACCUCUUCCAGUAGUAGAGCAAGGGCCCUUUGACUUGGAAUUGGUCAUUGCAACAGAUUCCUCAUAUGGCUCCUACUAUGUGGAUGCUGACUACCCUGUGACCAAAACUCUGAGGGAUCCUGUGGCUGUGGAAGUGCACAUUGUGAACAGGACUGACCCUAACCUUGUGCUGACUCUUGGAGACUGCUGGGUCACUCCAGGACCUUCUGCUUCUAGCCAGCCCCAGUGGAGCCUUCUGGUGAAUGGGUGCCCAUACACAGGUGACAACUAUUUGACCAGCUUGGUGACUGUGGACAGCACAUCUGGAUUGGCCUACCCAAGUCAUUACAAGAGAUUUGUGUUUGAGAUGUUUGCUUUUGUGGACCCUGCAGCUCAGCAAGCCUUGGCUGAAAAGAUCUUCAUCUACUGUGUUGCUGCUGCCUGCUAUCCUUCUGCCACAGACCCCUGUACUCAGAGCUGCCCUGCAAAAAGAUUUGGCAGAGCUGCAGACAGGAUGGCACAACUUACUUUCUCCCGGAAGCCUGUGCUACUUCACAGUGGUCCUGUUGUGGUGAAGGCAGAUGGUGUUCAGACAUCAAAGCUGGAGCAGAAAGCCUCUCUUCCCACUGGAUACCUGGUGCUGGGAGCUGCAGCUGCCAUAUUGAUGGUGGUCCUGGUUUUGGCUGUAGUUGCUUUGAGUUGGUUGAACUGGCAAAAUGUGAAUCUGAAAUUUUAAUAAAGGGCUCUUUGUAAA
Polypterus senegalus (gray bichir) is the source of this 1668-nucleotide messenger RNA. Its product is annotated as zona pellucida sperm-binding protein 4-like. The record is from RefSeq and is a predicted model, not a curated record. Lineage: Eukaryota; Metazoa; Chordata; Cladistia; Polypteriformes; Polypteridae. Gene Ontology annotation, molecular function: structural constituent of egg coat; acrosin binding. Bases 49 to 1650 code for a protein of 533 amino acids. The transcript has 13 exons. Gene Ontology annotation, cellular component: egg coat. Gene Ontology annotation, biological process: binding of sperm to zona pellucida; prevention of polyspermy.